This is a messenger RNA of Chiloscyllium plagiosum (whitespotted bambooshark), 2882 nucleotides long. Its product is annotated as claudin-4-like. Lineage: Eukaryota; Metazoa; Chordata; Chondrichthyes; Orectolobiformes; Hemiscylliidae. Gene Ontology annotation, molecular function: structural molecule activity. Gene Ontology annotation, cellular component: bicellular tight junction; membrane. The record is from RefSeq and is a predicted model, not a curated record.
GAAGCCGGUCCAAUUGGAAAGCUGCUCAUUCUGCAACAAGUGCACCAGAGACCGUCGAGAGGUGCAGUUAUUGAGCAUCGCAGCCUGUUGGAAACUUGUUCUUGCAACGGUUUAAAUGGCGAACGCUGGUCUUGAAAUCCUGGGGCUCGCCUUGGGAGUGUUAGGAUGGCUGGGGGCCAUCAUAACCUGUGCCUUGCCCAUGUGGAGAGUGACCGCUUUCAUUGGGAACAACAUCGUGGUGGCGCAGAUCAUUUGGGAAGGGCUUUGGAUGAACUGUAUUGUUCAGAGCACCGGGCAAAUGCAGUGUAAGGUGUACGACUCGCUGCUGGCCCUCUCGCAAGACCUGCAGGCUUCCAGAGCUCUGACCGUCAUUGCCAUUGUGGUGGGAGUCCUGGGCAUUCUGAUCUCCAUCGUGGGAGCCAAGUGCACCAACUGCGUGGAAGACGAGGCGACGAAAGCCAAGAUAAUGAUCGUGGCAGGAAUUAUCUUCAUCCUUUCUGGGCUGAUGAUCCUGAUCCCAGUGUCCUGGUCUGCAAACACCAUCAUCAAGGAUUUCUACAACCCACUGGUGACGGACGCCCAGAGGAGGGAGCUUGGAGCCUCCUUGUACAUCGGUUGGGGAACCUCGGGUCUGCUGAUCCUCGGAGGGGCUCUGCUCUGCUGCUCCUGUCCUCCCAAGGAUGAGAAGUACGUGCCUUCCAGAAUGGCUUACUCCGCCGCCAGGUCCACAGGUCCCACUGGGUAUGACAAGAAGGACUAUGUGUGAGAGGGCAUCAGGUAGCCCAGCUCGCCCUCCCCAGGGACUCAAGCGGCUUUCCUGAACCCCUAAAGAGUUAUCGCUUUGGGGUGAAUCUUGUCUCAGAUUUUAUUGUCUAUUUUUUAAGGAGAAAAAAAGUUCAGAUAUUGCUAUCUUUCCAUUUCAUUUACUGUUAAACCCAAGCAAUGUUAUCGUGGAUGUGUGCGUGUGUGUCUAUGUCUUUGUAUAUAUCGGUCUGGUCCAUUUCACCAGUUGGUAGAACAAGUUUGAUCGUGAUUCGUGUAUUUGUGUCUUGGUUCUCCUUGGGUUCGGGGGGCGAGGGGGUGGGGGGAGGUUUCACUCUCUCUCUCUCUCUCUCUCCCUGGGACUUGGCGCCGCCCCUGCUCUCCUGAAUCCGGGACCAUGUCAUGAGCCUGUCUCUGUGUCUCUGUGAUUGACACUGGGUGGCACCAAUUAAAAAGUAACAUUACUGGAAACACACAGCAUGGAUAGGUCAACAUGAAGAAAGAGCAAGAGUGUGGGGAAGGUUGCCACUGAAACGCUCUGCUGUGCAUUACCAGAACGUGUAGUUUUUCUUUAUCAAUGAGUAACAGGCGGAAAGGAUGGGGGAGGGUUGCCCUAAGGGGCCAAAGCGAGGCAGGAGUCAUCCAGUACAAAUAUAUUGACGCUUGCAAAAUGGAUGUUAAUCAAUAAACUUUAGAGAAACAUAUUCUUUUAAUGACGAGAUCAUGUGAAACUCGGUGAGCUGAGAUUAGUUGAAGUGGGACAAAAAGCUUGGGUUUAUAAACGCUGCAGACGCACCAAGUGAUUGAAAUGUUUUGAGUUGCCUCAGACUGGGACCUGGCUCCAGAGAAUCCAAUUAACAUUCUAUUGCCUGAUACUAUAUCAUAUACACAAGUAAGCAUGUUUGAACACUUUAGCAGGAUGCACCUUAAGAAAUAGUUAGGUCUGAAGGUACCAAUAACGUCCAACCACCCAGCCAGCUACUCCACCCAGUCAGCACUUCUCCCUGUCUCAUUAUCUACAUUCCAGGGAAAUUAGUCCAGAUUUAGAAACUGAAAGUCUGCUCCUAUUUGUUUACUCAGGAUUGAAGGAAGACCGUGAGCUGUCAUUCCCCAACAACUCCCAUUCCCUCCAGUUUUGUCAUCUUCCUUUAUCUCUUUCUCUUUCCCCCUCCCUCCACCUCUUAACGAUCUUUUGUCUUGCCUUUUGUCUUUCCCAGCUUGACUUUCCUCUCUGUUCCCCUUUGUAUUUAUCAUUCAGUUGCUUUCUCUUUUUCCUUAUUUCAGCUGUUCAUGCAGUCUCUUUGUCUUGCCUUAUCAAUGAUCUCUCUUUCUCUUUGCCUCUCAUCUGUUUUGCAAUUACAUAGAAUUUUACCACACAGCCAGGCCAUUCAGCAGCACUGUGCCAGUGCUUGUGUUCCAGGGUGAGCCUUUACCAUCCUUGGUUUGUCCAAUCCUAUCACCAUAUCAUGUAUAUUUUUCUCCCUCAUGAGCUCAUUUUGUUGUUUUCUGCUAUUUCCCCCUCCCUUCCCAUAUUUAUUUUGCCUUGCCCUCUUUCGACAGGAGAAUUUGGAGGUGAAGCUACUUAUUUGCCGCUACUGUUUUCAUUUUUGUCAGUAUUUGUUGUGAGUACAAGGCUCUAACAAAGUAAGUUUGUUGAGGUGCUGUAAUGCAUUCUGUAGGUAGCACAAACAGAUGCUACAGUGCAAUGGUGGUGCAAGUAUGGGUAUUGAUUCCAAUGGCCAAUCAAAUAAUCUCUAAAUUAAUUUUUCCUCCAACCGUGCAGUGUUGCAUAAAGGAAUAAAAAAAGUUUCGCACCCUUACCCUCUGACACCGGAUAGUGUAGGUGACCUUUCUACAAGGAUUCUCACAGGUUCUCAGUCGGGAUCUGUGAUUCAGGAGUUAUGAUUAUCCUCCAAUCAUGCUUGGUCCUGACCUUGAAUGACAAGUGUUUCCUUCAUCAGGACCAACAUUCUUAUCUUGAAAAGCCAUUACCAAAGAGUUGACAUUUUGUAGGUGAGUAGACCCCAAAAUUGAAUCAUAGAAUCCCUACAUUGUGGAAGCAGGCCCAUCAGCUCCACACCAACCUUCCGAAGAGUAUCCCACCCAGACGCACUCCAUCC